Molecule: messenger RNA, 4641 nt
Organism: Sclerotinia sclerotiorum 1980 UF-70
Lineage: Eukaryota; Fungi; Ascomycota; Leotiomycetes; Helotiales; Sclerotiniaceae
Exons: 3
Coding region: 1-4641 (1546 amino acids)
Source: RefSeq, a predicted model, not a curated record
AUGGCCAUGGUAGAAUCGAAAACUCCCAACUAUGCCUUUUGGCAAGAGGAGCAACUUCGGCGAUUAGACAUGGAAGAUUACUGGGCACGUAGAGAACAAGAACAUCUCCCACCCGUGCACACAUCACAGGGACAUCUCCCCUCAUUAGAAAUGAAAAGAGACGAAUGGGCAGCACUAUACCGACCCAUCAUGGAAGGAAUCGAUCGGAGUCAGGGAGUCAUUGAUAGAAAUGGAAUCGAAUUCAUCGGACAGCAAUGUGCCAAGAUGAGAGAAUUACUCUUGAGGACGCAUCGACAAACCCUUCAGUAUCGAGCUAAAGGGCGCGUGUGGCGGGGUUUGCGCAAUCGUUCUGAGCAGUAUCUUUUGGAGUUUCGGAGGGCGACGCAGUAUUAUUUUGCGAAUCAGAAGGAGGGGGGAGAUCAGAAAAUGGAUCCGGCGAUUUUUCGGACGGCUGUGGCGGAUUUUCAUGCUGCGCUUACGACUACUCUUAGGGUUCUUCGUGUAGCUUUGGGAGAGGAAGAGAUUCAGGUGGAAGCUAAUGAGGUUGAUUAUGAUUCGGAUGAUGGGGAGCCUAUCAUUAAUCUGAGGAUUAAUUAUAGCACACCUCAGCCAUUCAGUGAUCUUGUUCAAGGGAUCAUCGAGAUGAAAAAUUUAGCGCAAAAGAGAGCAAUGAAUAAGUCUGGAGCUGUUGCUAUAAUUCGAGAAGAACCGAUAGGAGAGAGGGGGAGACUGCUGGAGAGAGUGAAGGAUCAGACGGAAGAGAUUGAAAAGUUGCAGAGACAAAGGCAAGAUUUAGUCAAUGCACGAGGUGCCCCUCAACCUAAUUCAAAUUGUGCAAGAGAGAAAGCCGAAAUCGAUCGUUUGGAUAGUGAGUUGGGCAAAGCAUGGGCAAAACAAGAUGAACUGAGACGACAAUGUGAUCAACAAACCGAAUAUAUCGAGGCCUUAUCAAGAGGCCACAGGCCCGUAGAGGCCCGAAGGGAUGGAGCAGAUGGUGUUCAUCUCUCCAACACCAUCUUUGACGAAUUGUGCAAACAUUUCGAAGGCUAUCAUGAUAACGCAGAGCAAUCUCUAGCCCGUGUCAAAAUUCUCGAGGACAAUUUGCGGAGUGUGAUACUUCAUCCCGAGGAAGAGCAGAGGAAAAUAAUGAAUCAGAAGUUGCAAAAUGAAUUGGCCAACACCAGAACCCUUAUGACUGCUAAAAAUACCCUCGUUGCCGAUCUACGAAAGCAAUUAUUUGAUGCUCAGUCAGCUCACAAAAUAUUGCAAGAGAGUAGCGAUGGGGCAAGGAAGAAACUGCAGGAAGUGACCGCUCAAAGGGAUGAUGCCAUUAAAAAAUACGAGUCGGUCAUGAAGCUAGAGUCUCAGUUAAAGGAUAGUGGAGCUGGCAUUUCGAAGGAGGUAAGGACAAGAUUAGAGGAAGAGUUGAAUGUUUACGCGGCGAGGAUCACGGAAUAUGAAAAAGAUAUCUAUCUUGCAAAGAAGAGCGUAGGGGAUCUUCAGCAACAAAUUGUGGAUAGAGAUGGGGAAAUUAGAGGCUUAAAAACCAUGCUUGAGUAUGAUCGUGAUGCAAGUAGGGAUCGACAGGAAAUCCAGGAUCUCAGAGAGAGAAUUAUCAGCAUGACCAUUACGACAUCUACUGCAAAAGCUAUGAGAUAUGUGAUCAGUGAUCUGAUACAACUAUAUCAAAACACCAUCGCUACUCUACAAGCUGCGAAUGAUGAAUUGAGAGCGCAUCCUCCCGACGAGGUUGAUCCAGAUGGUCCUCUUGCCAAAGCCAUUGACGAUCUUGCGGAGCGGGACAAACGCGUCACGGAAUUGGGUAUUCAAAUUGCCGAUAGCAGUAAGAGACACGGGGAAGUAAUAAAGGAGCUUCAGGCAAGACUCGAAGAUGCGAGAUUAAAUGCUAAUGGUAUCUCGCCCGAAGGACUGAGAAAUUUGAGGAGGAAUCUGGCCGAUUGUAAAAGACGGCAUGAGGAUGAUCAAAUCAAGAUUACAAGUCUGGAGGGACAGCUCGAUGCUUCUGAUCGGCGUGGUCAGCAUCAGUGGAAACAAUUAGAAAGGUAUAAACACAUUGUCAAGACGGGUGAAGGAACUGCCGCGGGGGCAAGUAAGAAACUUGAUGAACAGAGAAUAGUUGAGCUUGAGAUCGAGAAUGAAGCAUUGGAAGAAGAGUUAGAUAAAGCUGAAAAGGCAAGAGAAAAGAAAGCGGCAGAUGAUAGAAAGGCAGCCGAAGAAGUACAUGAAAAGCAAUUAGAGGAAGCGGCAGCUGAUCAAGCCCUUAGAGAUGAAAGUGUAGCAUCAUUUGAUUCCAAUGAAGAAAUCAACAAGGAGCAUAUAGCCAGAAUCAAAGCUCAAGGAGACCUACUUAGGAAACGGGAGCAAGAACUCCGGGAUCUCCAAAUCCAGUUUAAUGUUGCACAGCGAACUCUAGAGAGUCUCCAAAAACAACGAGAAGGGUACCAACAACUAAUACGAGAUCUUCGAAGAGAUAAUAGGGGACUUCGAGAAGCAAACCAGGAUGCGAAUCCCGGUGCUCCAGAUGACUCCGACAAGAUCACCGAGCUGGAGACCCAACUUAGUGAGCUGGAAACAGAUCUCGCAACGUGUAAUGAAACAGGAGCUACGCUUCAAUUACAGAGAGAUGCAGCCAUCGCAGAGAAUGAGGGAAAUAAGAAGAAGAUGGCUGAUUUACAGACAGCACAUGACGCAAUGGCUGGCGAGGGUCCUAAACUAGGAUUGAAACGCAUCAAGACCAGAAUUGCCAAUCAAGCCAAAGCAACUAAGGCCAGAAAUAUUGCAGCUAGAGAAGCUCAAGAAGCUGCAGAAGAGGCUGCUAGGGAACAGGCUAGAAAAGAUAAAGAAGAUCCUGCUAGGGAGAAGGCUAGAAAAGCUAAAGAAGCUGCAGAUGGGGCUUCUAGGGAGAAGACUAAAAAAGCUAAAGAAGCUGCAGAUGAAGCUGCUAGGGAGAAGGCCAAAAAAGCUAAAGAAGCUGCAGAUGAAGCUGCUAGGAAGAAGGCUAAAAAAGCGGCAGAAGAAUCUAAGAAAAAGAAACCACCACCUGAAGAUGAUGAGAAUGAUAAGAGUGAUGACGAUAAUGACCAAGGGGCCGCUGGAGGGGUCGCUGAAGAUGACCCCGGAGAAGAUGAGUCUGAAAAUCAGGAAGGAGCAGGAGCAAAAACAAAACCUCCCGCCCCUGCACCGCCUAGUAAAACCCGACCGGCAUCAAAAAAAAAGGCAAAAGCACCCGCUAAGGCAAAGACACCUGAACCUGAUGAGACUGACUCCGAUGCCGACGAAUCAGCGGUAAUUCCUUCCCCGACAGGUAGAGUAACUCGAGCUACAGCCAAGGCUCUAGCGUCCAUGACAGUAGAAGAAAAGCUAAAACAGGCCACCGAAGAAAGGCAAAGGCUAGAAGAUGAAGAGAAGGCGAGAGAGGCGAUUGCUCAACAGAAGCGGGAAGAAAAGGCAUUGAAAGAUGCGGCAAAGCUGGCCAAGGCCGAAGCGGCAAAGGCUGAAGAUGUUCUAGCAAAGAAAGCUCAGAAAGCCGCAGAAGCUGCAGCAAAGAAAGUUAAGAAGGCUGAAGAACUCGCAGCAAAGAAAGCUAAACGGGCAGCAGAUCUUGCAGCAAAGAAAGCUAAGCAAAAAGGAGAAGCAGUUACAAAAAAGAAAGCUAGACAAGAAGCGGAAGGUGCGGCGGAGCAAAAAGAUGAGGUGGAAGAGAGCAAAGAGGAGGGAGAGGAAGAAAAGAAAGAGGAAAAGAAAGAGGAAGAACCGCGUGCCGAACCACCUCGCAAGAAGUCAAAAGCCAACACAGGUCGAGCAGCCCCUCCAGCACCAGCACCAGAAUCGCAGAAAGGAAAAGCCCCUGCCAAAGGGUCCCCAGCCCCAGCCGCAGAUGCAGCUUCCCCAGCACCAGAGCCAGCGGCAGCGCCAGGAAAGAAAAGAAAAGCCAGAGGAGCCCCAGCCGCAGACGCAGCUUCCCCAGCGCCAGCGCCAGCGGCAGUGCCAGAAAAGAAAAGAAAAGCCCCUGCCAGAGCAGCCCCAGCCCCAGCCGCGGCUCCCGCACCCAAACCUGAUAAGGCACCCGGCAUGGACGAUGCUGAUGAAUUUGAGGUCGAACUAGAUCUAGAAGGGGAGGUUAUUGAAACCGAAUCCGCAAGCGCGGAAUUUUCUGCCGAACCACGAAAAUCUAGUUUCGCAACGGUAAGACCGGCUUCAAGACCUAGUGUCACAUUUGAUGAACAGCAGUAUGUUAGGGAGCCAGAGGAGCAAGACGAGCCAGAGGAUCAGGACGAGCUAGAGGAUCAAGACGAGCCAGAGGAGCAAGAGGAGCAAGAGGAGCAAGAGGAGCAAGAGGAGCAAGAGGAGCAAGAGGAGCAAGAGGAGGAGUCGAUGGCUGAGGAAGAUGAGUUGGUGGCCGAAGAGGAUGAGCUAGUUGUUGAGGAGGAGUUGGUACCUAAGGAAGCUGAGUUGGUAGCCGAAGAAAGUGAACUGGUUGCCGAGGAUUCGGUGGCAGAGGAGAAUGAGUUUGUGAUGUUCGAGGAUGAUUUGGAGGUGACUGGAGCGAAUAGGGGGGUGAAGAGAAGUUCGCAGGGUCCUGAUUCUCCGUCGGAUAGGUCGAAGAGAGCUAGGAUUUGA